Molecule: messenger RNA, 1367 nt
Organism: Syzygium oleosum
Lineage: Eukaryota; Viridiplantae; Streptophyta; Magnoliopsida; Myrtales; Myrtaceae
Exons: 2
Coding region: 301-1314 (337 amino acids)
Source: RefSeq, a predicted model, not a curated record
GUUCUCUUAUUCAAGCACAGUCAAUUAUGGCGGAAGAAAUCGCGUGAAGAAGUCCGAAUGUGAAGAAAAAAGGUUGACCCGUUGAAAUUUCAAAGUCUUCCCCUCUUCCUACCCCCACUCUUGACGUGACGGCAUCGCUAUCUUCGCUUCUCGUUUCACUCUGUGUUUGUUCUUGUCAAGAGCCUUUAUAAGUGUCUCGAUCUUCUGAAUCUCUUCGCUUGUUCUCAUUCAAGAAAGAUCCCCGUCUCUCUACACGUCGAUCGUUUGGUUAGUUCUUGAUUCCUCCGUGCGAAAGCAACGAUGGAGAGAGACCAGAACGAGCUGCAAUCCCUUGGGUUCCUCGGCGUCUACCGAGAGACCUCCAAGAUCAUCCGCAAAUGGAGGAAGAUCUUCGCCCAGAUCACGCUCGCAUUCAUCCUCCCUCUCUGCGUCACCUUCCUCGCCCACUCCUUGGUCUCGCAGCUCCUCUCCUUCAAGAUUGUCGACCACGAGAUCACCCGGAACGACGUCUGGGUGGACGACCCGAAGUACAGGGACCUGUCCCGCAAGCUCAAGAAGGAGUGGGUCGCGUUCUGGCUCGUUAGUCUCGGCUACUUCAUCUUCAUCUUCAUCUUCAUCUUCUCUCUGCUGUCGAUCUCGGCUGUUGUCUCCACAGUGGCCUGCAUCUACUCCGCCAAGCAGGUUACUUUCAAGAAGAUCAUGAGUGUUGUGCCCAGAGUAUGGAAGAGGCUCAUGGUCACCUUUUUCUGGAGUUUCGCAAUCUUCUUUGUGUACAAUGUUGUGGCUGCUGGGCUUUUGAUCGUAUGGCUUGUCAUCGUGAGGCGGUUUUCAGUUGGCCCUGCACUCGGGAUUACCGUGGCCGUCAUUGUCUUGAUCUUGUUCGUCAUCGGGUUUGUUUAUAUCACCAUGAUUUGGCAACUGGCGAGCGUGAUCUCGGUUCUUGAAGAUGUGUAUGGAAGGAAGGCGAUGGUGAAGAGCAAGAGACUGAUGAAGGGCAAGAUGGGUCUAUCGGUUUGGUGUUUUCUUGGUGUCUUGGUGUGCGCCGUGCUGGUUCAGGCAUUGUUUGAGUGCUUUGUGGUCUUGGACUUGGUCCCUAUUGCAAUCAAGAUAGGGGUUGGGCUGAUCUGCUUGCUGCUGCUGUCGAUGGUGGUGCUCUUCGAUUUGGUCGUGCAGACAGUGAUCUACUUCGUCUGCAAGUCCUACCACCAUGAGAACAUUGACAACUCCUCCUUGCCUGAUCAUCUCGAGGUCAAUCUUGGAGAUUGUCCCACUGAAUGCCAAAAUCCUGUCCAGCUUGAGCAACUUCAUGUCUGAUGGGUUCUUUUGCUUUCUUAAUCAUAAAUAUUUUCUGCUUUUGUGAUUUUCGU